Molecule: messenger RNA, 3728 nt
Organism: Chrysoperla carnea
Lineage: Eukaryota; Metazoa; Arthropoda; Insecta; Neuroptera; Chrysopidae
Product: zinc finger protein 271-like
Exons: 2
Coding region: 54-2531 (825 amino acids)
Source: RefSeq, a predicted model, not a curated record
AAAUCAAAUAAAUAAUGAUUAAACCUUUUUUUUUCGAAUAAAACUAGUCAAAAAUGAAUGAAGUACAAACAGAAAUUAAAAUUAAAGACGAAAUAAUAGAAUCGGAUUCGAAUUUUCAUCAAGAAGUAAUUUUUUUAGAAGAAAAACAAAGUGAUGAAUUUUAUUUCGAAGGCAGCAUAAAUUAUCCAGUGGAUGGAGUAUUUAAAUGCAAAUUUUGUGAUCAAACUUAUUCUAGACGUGGCGAUUUAUUAAUUCAUUCGAGAACCCAUAAAGCCGAACGCCCUUAUAAAUGUAAUGUGUGUAACGAGACAUUUUUAAAAAAAUCCACGUUAAUAGAUCACCAUCGAAUUCACACCGGUGAAAAACCAUUUACAUGUGAUUUUUGUGAGCGAUCAUUUAACCAAAAAUCAAAUUUAAAAAAACAUGAAAAAGUUCAUACGGGGGAGAGGCCAUUCAAAUGUAAUUUAUGCAAUAAAGAAUUCACACGAAAAGCAAUUUUGCAGCAACACAAUGUGAUUCAUACCGGUGAAAAACCGUAUAAGUGUAGUGUUUGUGAUAGACGAUGUUCCCAAAAAUCAGAUUUAAAAAAACACGAGCGGCUUCACACGGGCGAAAAACCAUAUAAAUGUUGUUUAUGCGAUCAAGUAUUUCAACGUAGCAAAGAAUUACGUCGCCAUGAAAUCAUUGUACAUACUGGUGUGAAAUUAUUUCAGUGUAUUUUAUGUGAUAAAAGUUUUUGGGAGCAGUACGAGUUAAACAAACAUGAAAGAGUUUAUCAUCCAAGUAUGAGUGAUACACCUCAUUCAACAUUUUCUAUUGGAAAAAUUCAGAACAACAACCCAACUAAAAAUGCUCCAACGUUUUCUUUUGCAGAAGUUCAAAAUGCCACCAUAAAUGAAAUAUCUCAAUCAUGUUCUAUUACAAAUCAGAACGCCAAUAUAAUUGAAACAUCUCAAAUAUUUUCUAUUGAUCAAGUUCAUAUAAAAACUGAACCAUCAGAAAUAUCUUCUAGUGAAAAAGUUCCUAAUAUAAAUAAAAAUGAAUCGUUUCAAACAUUUCCUAAAAGAAAAUUUCGCCACGUAAAAAUUGAACCAUCGCAAACAUUUUCUAUUGAAAAUAUGCAUCUCACAAAUAUAACUGAACCAUUUCAAGGAUUUCCUCUUGAAAACUAUAUCAAAAAAAUUACCAAUUUGCAUACCAAAAAUAAAAUUAAAUACGAAAUGGGUGAAUCAAAACCAAAUUUCAAGCAAGAAGUAAUUUUUUUACCUGAAGAUGAAACUGAAAUGUUUUUUACCGAAGAAAAUUCGGACCCUUUUCACAACAUAUCAGAAGAUAGUUUAGAAACAUCUUCCGAUAUGCAAAAAUGGGAUGGAUACAAGUGUAAGUUUUGUGACAAAAUUUAUCGAAGUCGUAUGGAGUUUUUAGCUCAUGCAAAAUCACAUACGGGAGGUGAACGACCUUUUAAGUGUGAUGCAUGUGACCAAUCAUUUUCCCAACAAUCUACGCUAAUUGACCAUCAACGUACCCACACCGGUGAUAGACGGUUUGCUUGUGAAUUUUGUAAUAAAUUGUUUAGCCAAAGGUCAAAUUUAAAAAAUCAUGAAAAAGUGCAUACCGGAGAAAGACCAUUUAAAUGUAACAUUUGUGAUCGUGAUUUCACCCGAAAAUCUCAUUUGCAACAACAUUACGCCAUUCAUACGGGAGAAAAACCGUUCAAAUGUAGUUAUUGCGAUAAAAGAUGCUCCCAAAAAUCUGAUAUGAAAAAACAUGAAAGAAUUCACACAGGUGAAAAGGCGUAUAAAUGCGAUUAUUGUGAUAAAUCAUUUUUACGGAGGGAUGAAUUAAAACGUCAUGAAACGACUCAUAACGGAGAAAGAUCAUUUCAAUGUUCUGUAUGUGAUCAAAGCUUUUGGGAAAAAUCAGCGCUUAAAAAACAUGAACAAACUCAUGCUGAAUCUCAUGUGUGUGAAGUGUGUAGCAAGUCAUUCUCCAACGCAGAAAAGUUACAAAAACAUUUUGAAACCCAUUAUAAAAUCUUUCAAUGUGGAAUUUGUUUAAAAACAUUUAGCAAACAAGGCAAUUUAGACACACAUGAAAAACUUCAUCAAAAAGAUACGGGUAGUCCGGAUGCGGGAGUAUUUAAAUGUCGUUUCUGCGACAAAGUCCUUACACGAGCAUCCCAUUUACGCGAACAUGAAAAUCGUCACACAGGAUCGAAGCAAUUUACCUGCUCGGUUUGUGAAAAAGUAUUUUUCCGUAAAUCACAUUUGGUUGAACAUGAACGUCGCCAUGUUGGUAAGGAGCCGUAUCAAUGUGAUAUGUGUAAUCGGAAGUUUUUACAAAAGUCUGAGUUGACGAAACAUAUAGCGACAGAACAUCUUGAAGAUCGUGAAACUUUUCAAUGUUCGAUUUGUCAAAUGGAUUUUUUCGAUAAAACUGCGUUGGAUGAACACAUUGAAAUGCAUAAUGCAGAUAUGGUGGAUGCAGGCAUUAGUUUCUUUGAAACUGGUAUGCAUUUCAUGGGAUUUUAAAUGUUACUCUCAAUUUUCAACAAGAUAAAAUGUAGAUUUUAACUCAAUAUAUUUCUGAAAGUACACAACUCGAAGUUGAAAUAUUUAAGUGAGAACUAGAAACUAUUUAAUCAAGAUAUUGGCAUCGUAAAUUGAGAUAUUUGACGUCAUGAGUAAGAUAUUAAAAUCAUAAACCAAGAUAUUAACAUCGUAUGUAACAAAAUUGUUAAUUUAAAAAAUAAAAACUAAAAUGAAGCAUUUCGAUGAAAAAUAAAAAAAUCGUUCGAAUAUUACACAUUCUACAUGAUAAUUCUAAAAUAAAUUUAAAGCCAUAAAAUCUCAAAUGCUUCCAGAAUAAACAGGUCACGAUAAUUGAAAAAGGCAAAAGAAUACUCGAAGUAUGAAAAAAUGAUAAAAAUCAUGUGACUUUCGUGCACCAUUCCGUUGUUUCUUCACUAAUGUAUCAGCUUCGAAAAAAUAAAAUUAAGCCGUAUAAAAUGCAAUAAUUGAAAAGAAGAUUAAGGGCCAAGUAACUUGCUCAACGUAUUUUCUCCAAACUGGAUUGAAACAAGCCGCUAUAUAUUUACUGCUCUAUUAUUUAAAGCAGUAAAAUUUUAAACUACAAACAAUUUCGAAAGAUUAUUAAGAAUAUGGCAUUGAAUAGAAGAUCAAAUAAAGACAGCCAUGGCGGUCCUCUCACUUUUUUUCAAGCGACAAAAAUUUUUUUUUCCUAUUUUUUUUUAUUGGAAAUAAAAAACUAAAUUAUUGUUUACAAAUCGAAAAUUUCGAGUUUAAGAAACUAGAUAGUAUUCUAAAAUAUUUAAUUAUGUUAAAGUAAUUAAUUAAAUCGGUUCAGGAAAUUGAUAUUAUAGUUAAGCUUUUUAAGAAGCAAUUAAUUUUAUGUUAUUGUAUCGAAACAUUUAUACAGGGUGUCAUGAUUCUAUUAAAAUAAGGAAAUUUUAAUUAUAAUCUUCAAAAAGUUUCUAAUAUUAUCGAAAAAUCUCGUACUAAAAGUAAAUUUGUCAGGCAGCCCAGUUAAUAAAACGUUCAAUGCCAUAAGGCCAUAAGAAAAAUGAGUCAUUAAUAUUAAAAUAGCUUCCUUAUAUCAAAUUCGAAGUCAAUAGAUUUUUAACGCAAUACGUUUAAUGUUUCUUGCCAAAUAGUAAUAUUCAUAUUUUGACUAAAAAAUUAGAUGUCAUUUCUUAUGUGCAAGAAUUC